Molecule: messenger RNA, 480 nt
Organism: Penicillium concentricum
Lineage: Eukaryota; Fungi; Ascomycota; Eurotiomycetes; Eurotiales; Aspergillaceae
Exons: 1
Coding region: 1-480 (159 amino acids)
Source: RefSeq, a predicted model, not a curated record
AUGGGUUUCAAUCCAAGUCAAGUCCAAGAGUAUGUGGCUCGAACAGUGAAGAACGAAAUCCACGUGAAGGAAAUCCAGACAUUCAUCGAGGACAACACCAUCAUAGUGGGGCUACUCCAACUUCCCGUUCAAUUAGAUGCCACUUGUGCCACUUGCUUCACGUGGGGAGAGGAUAUUCUACCAAUGGAUGCGAAGACCAUGACCAUACUCUAUGAGGCCAUCGAGGUCAAACGGUGGAGGGAAGACAUGGUUCAAACUGGAAAGUCUGGCAAACCAGGACUACUUGACGACGAGCGGGCGAAAAGCUACCGACUGCGUUCCCAAAUUGAGACAAUAAUGGGAGAUGAAGUCAAGCUGGUUGAGUUGAUCGCGUUCAACGGUCUCUUGAACAAUGUUAUCGAGUUCCACCCAAGGCACAGGGACGCGUUGUAUAGAUUGUUACCGGAAUUCAAUGAUUCCAUGCUCGGCAAGCAUCGCUAA